CUUCAUCUCACGCCCAGUCGUCUCCAACUUGGACUGCAACUCCGCCAAUUUUUUCAGCUGCUAAUCGUUUUCCAUUCCCCCACUCGUUCGUUUUCAUGAUGAGAUACACACCGAAAGGGGUCAGUCAUUGCUUUCAUCGCGGCCGAAGAUUUACAAUUAGCGCGACGGAGCUGAUGGGAAACCAAGCCCGAAAAUGGUUUUUACAUCCGCUUUUGGCACCACACACACAUCAAUUCGCUACAGGGAAAGCAAGGCUUUAGGUGCAGGGAUAUCAACAAAUGGUAUUAGUGAGAGCCGUGGUCUGAAUGUUCGGAAUCAUUGAACGACAGCAUCUCGGUACCGGAAUUGAAUUGGAUCUCAGAUCGGGUGUGUUAGCUGAGUUUUGAGAGCAGUACACUCUCUACCUUCUUGCAAUGUCGAGCAACAUUGAAAACACCAACAUCCCAGAGCAACUUCAGGCCAUUAAAUCCGCCCUCGAGGCGACCGAGCGCCCUUUCUUCUGCACUGGUAACAUCCCAUUGGAUGAGAACGUAUCCAUCACUAUACUGCUUUCCGAAACGUCUGGGGAAUCAUCACCCAAAUUCACUCCCGUCUCUUUCCCGCUGAAGAAUGAAAGCGAAAUUGUGCCACUCAUCAAUGCAUCUAGUCAGGCCUCGUUUGGGAAGGGAAAAGAAGACGUGUUUGAUCCUUCGUACCGUCGCGCCCUCGUGCUUCAAAAGGAGAACUUUGGAGUUUUUCCUGCAGGGAGCCUGGACCCUUAUAGUCUAGGUAUCAUUACUUACAUAUCCAAGUUUCUGCUUCCUUCGAAUCCGCACUCGCCCGCCGGACAGAUGAGCGAUGAUGAGAACUUUCUGCAUGCACUGGAAGCAGACACUGGAAGGGUCCGGAUCAUUGCUUGUUUGGACAAACUUAACGUUUAUUCUACUGGCGACUUCUUCAAGGGACAUAUCGAUACCCCUCGCUCCUCAGACAUGUUCGGGACACUGCUUAUCAAUUUGCCUGCCCGACACGAGGGAGGUCAGCUUGUGGUCAGAGCACCAGGAACGGAAAGUAGCAACAACAGCCUGGGCCACGAGGAGUACACUACACAAUGGGGAAGCGGCGCAAAUCUCGAGUGGAUAGCCUUCUUUUCUGAUUGUGAGCAUGAAGUUUUGCCAGUCACGAGCGGCCAUCGAGUGACGCUCUCGUACACGCUCUCGUUUGAUAGCACUAGUAGCGACAAUACAUCAUUUGGCACCGAUUUCUUGGCUGAAUCGGGUUCCAAUCACAAUCUCAGUCUGCUAUAUCACGCACUCACUGCUCCCAGUGUUUUCACCAACAUCGAACAUCCUCGUCUGUGCUUCUAUCUGGAACAUCAAUAUCCCAUGGACGGGGCAUUGGAGAAGGCGGAUUCAGUCAGUCACAAGCUCAAAGGUCGUGAUGCCGUUCUUUAUCACAUGUUAAUUCAAACGGGGGUCAGCAUCACCUUUCACCACGUUCUCUUCGCCGAGUACCACUCCGAGCAUCGAACUCGUGCAAUACUCCCUCGAUCUGCCAAGCUCCACACAUGGGGCGAGAUGGAAGGCGGCGUAAAUACAUUGAUCCGUACACACAAAGGCCGGAGCCCCGGGAGGCUAGGGAUCAUCGAAGUGAAUGGGAAUCCUAAAAAGUUCGUUAAGGUGGAUUUUGUCGCAUACGGCAAUGAGGCCUCGUUGGAGACGGCGUAUGGCACUGUAUGCAUGGUGACAACCGUGCGGGGAUUUGAUGUUGACGAGCCUUGGAGAGUCCGCCACGACUAUCAUGAAUAUUAAAACGAGUAAUCUGGCUGUGAUCUGUAUGACAAAGCUGCUUUUUUUCUUGCGUUCACAAGCUUGAAGCACUUGUAAAUGCGAACGGCGGGACACAGUGGUAGCAACCCUUGUCAUUUGUUGCAUGAUCAACGUUAAUUCUAAACUU
Molecule: messenger RNA, 1935 nt
Organism: Cantharellus anzutake
Lineage: Eukaryota; Fungi; Basidiomycota; Agaricomycetes; Cantharellales; Hydnaceae
Exons: 5
Coding region: 414-1790 (458 amino acids)
Source: RefSeq, a predicted model, not a curated record